AUGGAGAAGAAACUAUUUAAAAGAAAUAAGGAAAGCCAGAGCACUAGUUGGAAAAGGUCGUCGUCUUAUUACACUCACAUAGGCAGCAGUGAAGGAUUCGUAAAAGUUGGAUGGAUGGUGUUUGAAUCGAAGAAAAAUGGGGAUUAUCAUCAAGAAAUGGAUGCCACAGUAUUCGAAGAAUGGUUUAAAAACAUACUUGUAAAACUUCCGCAGAGAUCCGUAAUAGUAAUGGAUAACACAAGUUACCACAGUAGACGAGUCGAGAAGCUGGCGAGGUCGUGUUGGAAGAAAGCAGAUAUUACUGAGUGGUUACAAAUGAAAGCUAUUCCUUUCGAAUCGCCUAUGUUAAAAGCGAAGCUCCUCAACUUGGCUAAACGUCAUAAGUCAAAAUUCGUCAGGUAUGUCACCGAUGAAAUGGCGAAGACUAAAGGAAUGUCGGUUCUUCGAUCUGGAUGA
Leptinotarsa decemlineata (Colorado potato beetle) is the source of this 456-nucleotide messenger RNA. RefSeq lists its product as uncharacterized. NCBI's taxonomy places the organism in Eukaryota, Metazoa, Arthropoda, Insecta, Coleoptera, Chrysomelidae. The record is from RefSeq and is a predicted model, not a curated record.